This is a messenger RNA of Anguilla rostrata (American eel), 3302 nucleotides long. Its product is annotated as organic solute transporter subunit alpha-like. Gene Ontology annotation, molecular function: transporter activity. Lineage: Eukaryota; Metazoa; Chordata; Actinopteri; Anguilliformes; Anguillidae. Gene Ontology annotation, biological process: transport. Bases 448 to 1323 code for a protein of 291 amino acids. The transcript has 8 exons. The record is from RefSeq and is a predicted model, not a curated record. Gene Ontology annotation, cellular component: membrane.
UAUCUGUUACAUCCCAGCCUCUGCUUGCCUGGGUAGUGCAGGUGGAGGUAAUACCUACUUGCUUAAUUGCUUGAUUGCCUCCAACUGCCUGUGGCCCAAUAUAAGCCCUGCAGUAUGAGGCUGGAGAGAUCUUCUCUGGAGUGAGUUUCUUUUGCGUGUGGUUUGUGGUUUGCUUUAUGUUUUUGGUGUUUGUGAAGAUCCUUUUAUUUUGUGAACUUUGUGUGUUUUCGUUUGAUUUAGUUUGUGCCUUAGUUUGUAAUUUAAAUUAGUAAAUGCCUGGGUUUGUUUUUAGAUCAGUUUUUUGGAUUGUUUUUGAUACAUUUGGAUUUGUUUGUUGCAGCCCUUCGAGCCGGGCAAGGACCUGCUCUAAAUUUGCCAAUUGGCACAAUUCUCCAGCCAGGAGAACUGGAUGUUUUUGGGAUCAUUCUGUACUCCAUCUUGACCCUUAUGGCUGCUGUGUCUCUGCUGGUUUACCUGGAAGAAUCUGUGUACGUCUACAGAAAAGUCCCAUCUCCCAAGAAAACCACCAUCAUAUGGGUGAGCGGCGCAGCACCAGUCAUUGCUACCAUGUCCUGUCUAGGGCUCUGGAUUCCAAAAGCGAUAAUGUUCACCGAUAUGACCUCUGCCUCGUACUUUGCAAUUGUUGUUUACAAGUUCUUGAUCCUGAUGUUGGAGGAGUGUGGAGGAGAGGAGGAGUUUCUGAGACGUUGUGCGCAGGACCGGUUUCGGAUUAGCACAGGGCCCUGCUGUUGCUGCUGUCCCUGUCUGCCGCAUGUGCCAGUCACACGGCGGACACUGACCAUAUUGAAGUUUGGAUCACUCCAGUUUGCUCUGCUAAAAACUGUCUUCACGAUCUUAUCCAUAGUGCUCUGGACUAAUGGGAACUUUGAUCUCUCUGAUCUGACGAUAACUGGAACUGCAAUGUGGAUCAACCCAUUUGUGGGGGUUCUCACCAUCAUCGCACUCUGGCCUGUUGCCAUCAUGUUUAUGAACCUCCGCAACACCUUGAGAAGCCAGAAGAUCAUUCCCAAAUAUGCCAUGUACCAGCUGGUUCUAGUCCUAAGUCAGCUACAGACGGCCAUUAUUAACAUCUUGGCCCUGAAUGGAGCUAUUGCCUGUGCACCACCCUUCUCCUCCCAAGUUCGUGGAUACUUGAUGAGCCAGCAGCUGUUGAUUUUGGAGAUGUUCAUCAUAACGUUAGUGAAUCGCGCGCUGUACCGACGGCACUAUGACAAUCUCCCUGCUGCCGACCAGCACGAAAAGGACAAUGCUGAUAAUGCCACAAUCAUCUUGCACAGCGAGAAUGGGGACAACAUGGCGUGAAUGUGAAAAGCUGUCAGAGAGUGUGCGUGUGUGAAUUUAUGUUUGAGUGUGUCCCAGUAUGCACAGGUAGGUUUGGAUCUCAGAACCAUACACAGAGAACAAGGGAUGCUGCAGGUGCAGCAGCACCCCAGUCUGGAAAAGGGACCAGUGCUUUGCAGUGCACGGACAGUGCAGUGGAGAACACCAAAAGCAAUAGCUUCCCCAAAGAAAAAUGUCAGAUUUAAAUAUAAUGUGUAAACCUUUGUUUAUUGUGUUAAUGCCAAAAUCUAUUGUGUUGCUAUUUUCAAAAUAUUUUGUCCACUAAUAGAGGAUGCCCUUGAAGUGGUGUAGAAUUGGUAUUUCAUUUAGAACCACUUGAUGCACCUGCCUUUGAUGUUGCCUAUGUGUUUUAAUGACUGCGUUUGUAAUAAUUUCAUAGAAUAGCUUAUUGUAAACUUUAUGGGAUGAUUUUCCCACAUUAUUGUAUAUCCAGCAAUUUACAUUAUUUUUACAUAAGGUUCUGUGCUUACCUAAGUCUGAAAAUGUGCAGCCUAAUCUUAGAGACUUUAAUGAGAAAGAAAGUGUUUUGCAAUGGUAUCUCAUCUUGGGUUCAACUUUGGUUUUCAUCUGUAUUAGCCUAUUGCAAUUAUAGGAUACUACUUGGAGAACAUCCCCUCUGAUUCUGGGAGGUAGAUCUCUUUAAAAAAAAGUAUUCAAAGUAAAAUAAAUAUUUCAAAUACAACCAACUUGGCAUGUAUGAAGGAAUUUUCCUGCAGAAUGAAAUUGUGUCAAAUUAAUUGUUAAAAAGUUAAACAAUCACAAUGUUUAAAAUAUUGUAUCAGAUCCUUUGGUUAGCCUUAGUAGUACUUUAUAUACACUUAUCACUACUGCCAGCACUCCCACUGAAAAAAAUAUGUUCCAGUGCACCUGCUCAGAGCUGUAAAAAUAUUAGAGCAAAGCUAUAUAGGCAAUGUUUUAUUUAUUUUUAACAUAUAUUUUUGUGUAAAAAUGUGUGUGUGUGUGUCUAUUUUGUUUCAACUGUGUUUUGUUGUCAUCUUCACAGAUCUUAUGUUAAAGAACAGAAAUAGAGAGUUGAGUUCAUUUAAGUUGAAAGUACAAACAAGCUGUAAAUAGAAUGAUGUUUAAUUCAGGUGAGGACUGAAACUUUUCUGUCUUUAUAUAAAACUGUUCUUCUCACUAUGCAGCUGUGGUAAGAAGACUGUGGUAAAUUAUGGACAUUUCCCUCAGAUUGGGGGUUUAUGGGGGAUUCCUCCUGUAGGAGAGGUAAUACAGUCAGUGAGAGCUUCACUCUGUCCUCCAACAAACAGAACAGUGAACUCCCUGGAUGAUGUUUUAGUACUGUACUGUACUUUUCUGCCAUGUAGUUCUGUGCAAUUUUGAGCAAACUGUCACAGUACAGACCACUGCACUGAUGUUUCAGAUGGUUCACAGUUGCAAAGAUUCUGCAUGUUUGUGUGUUUAAAACCACAUGCAAACCUUAUAUAACUGGUAGUAGAGAGAGAGACCUGCAGAUGUCAUUGUGAAAAAAGCACACUCGCAAAGUUUUAGGCGGCAGUGUAGUAUAAUGGCUAAGGGGUUGGUCUUGUAACCUAAAAGGUUGUAGGUUCAAUUCGCCGGUAGGACACUGCCAUUGUAUCCUUGAGCUAGGUGCUUAACUUUUAUUGCUCCAGUAUAUAUCCAGCUGUAAAUGGUCUGCAUCUCAUGAAUGAGCGCCUCUCAUUCACCAGGGCAGUUAGGGGUUAGGUGUCUUGCUCAGGGACACUUUGACACGCCCAGGGCUGGGUUCAAACCAGCAACCCUCUGACUGCCAGACAACCACUCUUACCUCCUGAGCUAUGUCGCCCUUGGAUAAGUAUAUUCUGGAUAAGAGUAUCUGCUAAAUGCCUGUAAACUACAGUUUUAAAAAUGUGUCAGAAUGCAUGUGUUUAUAAAUUCUAAACCACUAUUUAGUGAAUUCACAUUAAAACAUUUUAAAGCAA